This is a messenger RNA of Gymnodraco acuticeps, 3563 nucleotides long. It is a transcript of the gene eloa, whose product is annotated as elongin A. Gene Ontology annotation, molecular function: protein binding. NCBI's taxonomy places the organism in Eukaryota, Metazoa, Chordata, Actinopteri, Perciformes, Bathydraconidae. The transcript is spliced from 12 exons. The record is from RefSeq and is a predicted model, not a curated record. Bases 55 to 2127 code for a protein of 690 amino acids. Gene Ontology annotation, cellular component: elongin complex; nucleus. Gene Ontology annotation, biological process: transcription elongation by RNA polymerase II.
UUUUUCCCCAUUCAGAUGAAGUAGUUUCCGGGCGACAGGGUACCAGCAGUAAACAUGGCGGAGGACCUGCUGGAAACAGUGGAUAGACUUCAGUCCCGGCUCCUGGAGAACCCGGAGCCUCGAAAGCUGCUGAAGACUUUGAAAAGACUGGGGGAACUUCCCAUGACAGUGGACAUACUGGUGGAAACUGGAGUGGGGAAGAUUGUGAAUUCUUUUAGGAAACACCAACUUGCUGGAGAGGUGGCAAAAGGUCUCGUUGCCAAAUGGAAGAAACUGGUUCCUCAGUCUGCAGACAGACCCACCAACAGCCACAUCAACGAGGCUCCACGCUCACACAAUAACUCUGAAGGCCCGGAGGCAGCAGGAGGCCACAGACGCACCCGGGAGCCCUCCCCGGAGGAAGAGCCCUCCUUCAUGGAAGAAGAAGAAGAGGAGGAGGAGGAGGAGGAGGAAGAAGAGAAGGAAGAGAGAGGCUAUCACACAAACUACUCGCCCUCUCCCCCCCACCAGGAGCAGUAUACCCCUCCACGGCGGGGAGGCUACCAGUCAGACGAGUGCGAGAGCCCCGAGCACGAACCUGAGCCCGAGCAUGAGCCGAGUCCUCCUCCUCCUCCCCGAAAAGAAGUCCGCCACGUCAAACCAAACAAAGAACCAAUCAAAAAUCACCACCACGGGUCCCACAGCGACAGAAACAGGGACAGAGACGAGGAGCGGCGGCAACGCCAUGCAGAGAUGAGUAGUGAUCGAGGAGGAGAAGGAGAAGCCGAUGAAGGGAGAAAACGCAGCGCAGACAGAGAGCGACAGCAGAGUCCGGUACAGAAGUCUGCAAAGCACAGCAGGAAGUCCACCACACAGGAGGGCAAGAGGGAGGAGAAGAAGAAGGGAGGAGAUGAGGGGCAACCGCGGGCGCCGAGGGAAACUCUGCUCAAACAGGAGGACGAUGACUUUGAGACUCCCACCAUGUCCUUCGAGUCUUUCCUCACAUAUGACGCCCCGACGCCCGUUAAGAAGAAGAAGAAGCCUUCAUCCUCCUCCUCCUCACACAGUCGACCAUCCCACUCUUCCUCCACGUCGUCCUCCCAUCGCUCACACUCCCCUCCCCCCACCUCUUCAUCCAAAGGGAGCAAAGCUAACGGCACGCAGAGCAGCAAGAGGCAACACUCAGGCUCCAACUCGGCUUCAACGGAAAAACGCAAGAGGGCGGUGGAGAUCCCUGCGUCUCUCCCUGAGAUCCCUCUGCCAGCCAUCCAGCCCAACUACAGACCUCUGCCCUCCCUCGACGUCACUCCGCUGUCGCCUCAGAGACGGAAAGUUCCUGUCAGCAACGAUGAGGAGGAUUCCGGCUUCACAGGGAAGAGAUUCAACUCUAAGAUGACGGUCUACUCGGGAUCAAAGACCGCCUACCUGCCCAGGAUGAUGACUCUGUACGAGCAGUGCAUCCGCGUACUGCAGAACAACAUCGACUCCAUCGCUGAGGUUGGAGGAGUGCCGUUUGAGAUCCUGGAGCCGGUGCUGGAGCGAGGCACUCCGGAGCAGCUGUACCGCAUCGAGCAGAGCAACCAGUGGUUUACGGAGGAAUCUGACGAGCUGUGGAUGCGUCACUGUCAGCGGGACUUUAAGCGCGAGUCUCCUCAGGAGUACGAGUCGUGGAGGGAGAUGUACCUGAGGCUGCACGACGAGCGUGAGGAGCGCCUCAGGAUGCUCACCCAGAACAUCUCCUCCGCCCACGCCAACAAGCCAAAAGGGCGGCAGGUAAAGAUGGCGUUUGUGAAUUCUGUGGCCAAGCCGCCGCGUGACGUCCGCCGCCGUCAGGAGAAGUUCGGCACCAUCAGCGGUUCUUCAGCCUCCUCCACCUCAGCGGCCGCUCCCAUAAAAAUAAGACCAGCCACCAUAAACUACUCUGCAGAAUCGAUGCGCUCCUCUUCCUCCCAAUUUAACCCUUCUGCAGGCGUGUCCCGCUCCUCAGCAGCAGCAGCAGCAGCAGGAGGAGCAGGAGCAGGAGCAGGAGCAGGAGGAGGAGGAGGACCUGCCGCCAAGGACAAGCCACAGGUCAAAAGUAAAAAUCGCCCCCAUGAUGGCCAAAACUAUCAAAGCUUUCAAGAACCGAUUCUCCCGCCGAUAGUGUGAAAGAGACUGAAUGUAUUUUAUCAAUUCCAACUGUGUUUUUAAUUUUUUAUUUAAGUUGAGCAAAAUUGUAAUGAAGACCCCUUCAUCCCAACACACACACACACACACACACACACACACACACACACACACACACACACACACACACACACACACACACACACACCAUCAUCUUUACCCAUCGAACAUAUCAUAGGAACUUUUCAGUAUUGCUUGAAACAUGGUUCGUUUUUUAAAAUGAAAUGACGGUCGAUAGGUUCGAGCUCCGUGUAAAAGCAAUGAGUCAACCCCUUUUUACAAGACGCAAAGGACACACACGCACACAAAUACACUCGCACUUGCAAACACACAGUCUGUUACUUUUUCUUGUUUUCCAGCAAACUUUUAAAAAAGGAAUAGCUCCACUCCUUUUGGGAAACACUAUUUUUCCUAGUCAACAAAAAGAUUGAUACCAUUCAUGACUGUAUGUUAAAUAUGAAGCUAGAACCAGGAGACGCUUAGCUUAGCAGUCUAACUGGAAGCAGGUGGGACACAGCUAGCCUUGAUCUUUACAAAGGUAACAAAGUUAGUUGGAAACUACUACUAUUUUUGUACAUAUUGAAAAACUGAGAAACCUAUUCAUAUGUGGUGGUAGGGUAUUGCUGAAAUGCUAGCUGUUUUCCCCCGUUUCCAGUCUUUAUGCUAGUUAGCCAGCUAAUGGCUUUAGCUUCACAGUUUAGCAUACACAAGAUGGAGUGGAAUAAUCUUCUUAUGUAACUCUUGGCAAAAUAUAAAUUAGCAUUCUCCUUCAACUAAAAUAGCAAACUUUUCUUCAUGAGACAGAAAACAAUACGAAUUCAUUGAUGUUUUAAGAUUAGCUGUUUUUUAAUCACGAUCAAAUGGUACACUACAUGAGGAAAAACUUUAGACUACAUAGCCUACCGUUGCAUUUUUUUAAUCUUAAUUGCAUGCAUGGUGCACGUCAGCCGAGACAAAAACUGGCUCGUCAAAGACCCUGCUUUUUAAAAUCAAACAAACAGAUGCAUAUUUAAACGUUUCUUUGUGUAGGGCUUUACUGAUAUCAGUCAACUACACACACGCACACACAUUGUAGACUUAUUUUCAACCCUCCUGUGGUUUCAGAUCAUGUUUUCCUGCUGUUGAAUGUGUGUGUCCCUGUUGUUAAUAUAUGCACACUGUGACAAAUGGCUUGAGGGGGAGCUGAAGAGACUGCAGGAGAGAAGAACAUCAAGCAAACGCAACAACGGGGAAAUUAUGUAAUAGGACGUCUGCAGCUUCAGUUUCUACAACAUGAUGAUGAGAUGUAUUUAUUUUCAACACUGGGACCUGGUACCCGACAACAUGGGCCCGAAUGGAAUUAGAUUAAAAAUUGUAAUUUUAUUAGAUUUUAAUAAAUGUUAUAUGGUCAUUUUUAUUAAAAUUGACUUUUUGCCCUU